Messenger RNA from Triplophysa rosa, 8233 nucleotides. RefSeq names its product RAR-related orphan receptor A, paralog a (gene roraa). Gene Ontology annotation, cellular component: nucleus. Gene Ontology annotation, biological process: regulation of transcription by RNA polymerase II. The transcript is spliced from 11 exons. Lineage: Eukaryota; Metazoa; Chordata; Actinopteri; Cypriniformes; Nemacheilidae. The record is from RefSeq and is a predicted model, not a curated record. Bases 164 to 1720 code for a protein of 518 amino acids. Gene Ontology annotation, molecular function: RNA polymerase II cis-regulatory region sequence-specific DNA binding; zinc ion binding; nuclear receptor activity.
GGACAAUCAAACGUACACACCCACCUCUGUCUACACUCGUCUUUUCAACAUUUCUUACUUCUGCUACAAAAUACACAGCUUCAUCAAAUCUCUCAGCUGUAAAUCUCAUCCCGGCGCAUCGCGAUACAGCAGCAACAGCUCAAGAAAGAUCUUAAAAUACAACAUGGAGUCCCCUCCAGAUCCAGCGAGCGACCCGGGCAACGGCGUCUCGGAGCCGGUUACCCCGGUCAGGGAAACCCCGGUAAACCUGGAGACCCUCCGCAAAGCUGAGCACCAAGCCCCGGUGCGCAGGCAGAGCUGCUCUAGUACCAACAGAGGUAUUUCAGUAACAAAGAAGACACACACAUCUCAAAUCGAAAUAAUUCCCUGCAAGAUCUGUGGAGACAAAUCAUCAGGCAUCCAUUAUGGUGUGAUAACGUGUGAAGGCUGCAAGGGUUUCUUCAGGAGGAGUCAACAGAGCAAUGCGGCGUACUCGUGCCCGCGUCAGAAGAACUGCCUGAUUGACCGCACCAGCCGAAACCGCUGCCAGCACUGCAGGCUGCAGAAGUGUCUGGCCGUGGGCAUGUCACGUGACGCGGUGAAAUUCGGCCGCAUGUCCAAGAAACAGCGGGACAGCCUGUAUGCAGAAGUGCAGAAACACCGGCUCCAACAGCAACAGCGGGACCACCAGCAGCAGCCCGGCGAGGCCGAGCCCCUAACACCAACCUACGGCCUCACCACCAACGGCUUGACUGAGCUCCAUGAUGACCUGAGCGGCUACAUGAAUGGCCACACGCCCGAUGGCACCAAACCCGACUCGGGCGUCAGCAGCUUCUACCUGGACAUCCAACCCUCACCCGACCAGUCCGGCUUGGACAUCAACGGCAUCAAGCCAGAGCCCAUCUGUGACUUCACCUCUGGCUCAUUCUUCCCGUACUGUUCCUUCACCAAUGGGGAAACAUCCCCCACAGUUUCCAUGGCUGAGUUGGAGCAUCUGGCCCAAAACAUAUCCAAGUCCCAUAUGGAGACGUGUCAGUACCUGAGAGAAGAGCUUCAGCAGAUGACCUGGCAAGCUUUCCUUCAGGAGGAAGUGGAGAGCUACCAGAGCAAGCCCAGAGAAGUCAUGUGGCAGCUGUGUGCUAUUAAAAUCACAGAGGCCAUUCAGUACGUGGUGGAGUUUGCCAAGCGCAUCGAUGGCUUCAUGGAGCUCUGUCAGAAUGAUCAGAUAGUGCUACUCAAAGCAGGCUCUUUGGAGGUGGUGUUUGUCAGAAUGUGCCGUGCCUUCGACCCUCAGAACAAUACAGUCUAUUUUGACGGAAAGUAUGCAGGGUCUGACGUCUUCAAAUCAUUAGGCUGCGAUGAUUUGAUCAGCUCCGUCUUCGAGUUUGGGAAAAACUUGUGUUCUAUGCACCUCUCUGAAGAUGAGAUUGCCCUGUUCUCUGCCUUCGUGUUGAUGUCUGCAGACCGCUCUUGGCUCCAGGAGAAGGUGAAGGUGGAGAAACUCCAGCAGAAAAUCCAGCUGGCACUUCAGCACGUUCUGCAGAAGAACCACAGAGAGGACGGCAUACUGACAAAGUUGAUAUGCAAAGUCUCCACACUGCGAGCUCUGUGCAGCAGGCAUACAGAAAAGCUGACGGCAUUCAAAGCAAUAUACCCAGACAUUGUGCGCGCCCACUUCCCCCCAUUGUACAAGGAGUUGUUCGGAUCAGACUUUGAGCAGUCCAUGCCCGUUGACGGGUAACGCUUCCCGCGCCCGUCCUGCCCGGGGGAUUUCACGCCGUGGGGAAUGUCAAGCAUAAAUCUGAGACACUUUACCAGUGCCCUGCACAUACACAUACACACACCUGGACGGCCAACACACUGCACACACACCCUUUCCCCUUUUUUCUUUGUGUUUUUCGAGCGGAAUGAGAAAGGAGGCAAAGGACUGGGUUUGACUCCAGCGGUUUAUUUUUGGGGUUUGUUCCCUCCAUUUACUGACACAGGUGGGAUGCGGAGCCCAAGGGAGAGGAAGAGAAGACGCUUGUUUUUCAUACGCUUCCUCUCUCUCUUUUUUCUGGCUGAACCUGAAGAGUCCACGCGUACGGUCCCAUGGAGAUUUGUCACGAUCAGCAUAAAUUGUUUUGACUUGUUUCCAAAACGGAAAACGAGUCCCGGGGAGCAUUCACCUGAAUCUGGCGUUUUAAACAUUUUAAAAGGAAGCCACAUAUUUUAAAGUCCCCUACAAGCCAAGAAAAACGAAAUCGAACGAAUGUUUUACCUGUGAUCUGUCUUCGCGGUCAGAACUGCACCAGUAGUUAAUGUACCGAAGUGUGUAUGUAGAAAUACUCAUAGAUGUGAUGUGGGCCAGUUCCUUUCUCCUGUGGGUUUGAUUUUCUUUCUGGGAACGCUUGAUGUCAGAAUACAAACCAGCAGCAAAGAGGAAGACGACGUGAGAGAAAGCAAAAGAGAGAGAAUGAAAAGAAGUGUUAAGCAAUGUCUGUCGGCAUUUGGAGACAUAAAGCAGCACCUUUCUACGGACAAUCGUCUAAAAAAAAGAAGGAAAACGUAGAAUUCUGGUAAUUCUAGUUUAAAUGACGUAAAAAGCUCAAUUACUUUUAGCUGUCAGAGAAUUCAUCUACCAUAGUUGCUUAGUGAUAUCGUUUAAGGCCGUCUGCUAUUAAGUCCCUCUCUGGAAUGGUGUUAGCGUAAUGGUCCGACCACCACCAUCGAUGCAAUGAAAGGGUCCAUUUCACCCAAUUUCUAACGUGUUACAGGGUAUACGGUCAUAAGUACAAACAAUACAGAAAAAAUUAUGUUUAUAGAAUCUAUUUUAAAUAACAUGUAUGAUAUUCGUAGCUAGACUAUUCUUAAUUGUGAAAAAUUGAUAAGGCACUUUUAUUUGCACCUUUCUUUAAUUUAAGACUUGUAUAUUUACCUAGUGAUGUGUUGCAUGUAUAAAUACCACGGUUAUGGAAAACAAGUGCUGGAAACCCUAACGCUGCUGUGGGUGGGUGCGUGUUUGUGUGCGUGUUUGUGUAUUUAUUCGCGAGGUUGGUGCUGGGUAAAGUCUGAUCACAUCCGUUCCAAAAAGAUAUAUUUUUUAAAAGCAGCUUUAAAGCUGGGAUGCUGUUCCUAGACCUGCGUUAUGUUUUUGACACCCAGCAACUCCUUUUAGGAAACAUCCUACAACAUGUUUCAGGAUCAGCAAGCCCUGCUUUUUCCCGUUUCUUUUGUGUAACAUUAUCAGAAACGGCAGUACCAACAGACCUAUCGAUUCAUCCUUUUAUUCUAUUGGUAUUUCAAUCUUUAGUACAUUGAUUUGUACAUUUCAAUCUGUUAAAUGGUUCCAUCUAGUGGUGGUGUCAGCACAAUUAUGCCCCUUUUGAGGAUGAUUCUGAUCUUAUUUAUCUGGCAACCGUUUUUAUCAUCCUUUCAUCUUAGAUUCACAAACUGGACUCAAGAUGAAAGUGUUUACCGUAUCAUUUUUUUUUAAGCAGCUCUUGUGAAGGUCUUUGCCCAGCAACAACGCCCGUCCGGAACGUAAGAGUGAAAAAGAUGAUAAAUAUUCAAAGCCUUGUCUGGUUGAAAUCCUCUAUUUUUGUAACAUUGUACAGUGCUUAUAAAGCCUAUGAAAGAAAAAAAGGGAACGAAUGAUGCUAUAGCACUUAAUCCUGCAAUAACGAAUUAGAAUUUGUGUUUUUUAUGAUUUUUCAAAGAACAAGAUGAUUAUAGUAGUAGUAGUGCUAUUUUUUGGAAUACCUAACUGUUGUUGUGCGUUGCGUAUGUUUGUAAGUCUCUUGAAUGUGCCAUAGUGGUGUGUCCUGCUAUUUUGAGUCUGAAGAAAUUGUGUUGUAACAUUCCAGUAAAACUAUGUUGUGACAUUUAUUCCCAAUAUAAUCCAGAAAAACUUUGAAGAUAACUUCUACGACCUGCUAACAGACAUUUCGAAACUCUUUGAGUAGAUCUUGGUAGCUUCUUGUCGCUCUUUUUUUAACGUCAUAAUUCCCCCCCCCCAAUUGUGUGGUCUUUCCCAUUACACAACGUAUGAUCCUCAGGGAAGAGUCUGUCUAACUCAAUUCUGAAACCAGUAGCUUAAACGUGUUAGUCGGCUCUGUGUUGUAUCAAAUGCUAACAUCAGUAAUUUAAUCUCAAUGAUCAACGUCAACAUAAUUAGUUAUCUUAUUGUAGUGAAAAUAUCAGUCUUAUUUUUAUUGGUUGUGCAGUUUAUUCAUUUCUGCCCGCAUCCCCCAGACGUCCUGAUUACUGCGGUACAUCAUUAAACUGUGAAUGACAAUCCAGGUUCAUGUUUAGUUCCUUGUAAAUCAGCAGUGCUUGUACUACAAGGCUCAGGGAGAGUAAUAUUGUGAUAAUUGAGAACAUCGAUGCAGGGAAUAUCAAGGGAAAAUAAGAUAUUAGCUCUGUUCUAUCUAGACAGCGUUUUAAGACAUCUUUGUCUUUUGACUGUUUUAAUAUUAUGCCACCUUCUAAAGGUACCUAAAAGCGUAAUAUUUUUCCAAAUAUUUGUGUGCUCAUUUUUAUCUGAGCCACAUUAACGUUAAACUAUUGAAAUCAAAGGAGCACAUAGAGAUUCCCAUGUGUGCGCCGAGCUAUUUGUGUAGCGUUGCUGUCUGUAGCGCACUCAAGUUCACUUCUUAGGUUAGCAUGCUGUCUUAGCUUUGCAACAGAACGAAUAGGAUAUUCAUGUAAAGCACAGUUCUCUGACCAGCACAAAAGAACCUGGUAGUAAUACAUAAAAACGCUUAAUUGGGACUGUUAAGAUGCUUGUCACUCUUUAGUUCAUUUUUAAUCACAGCCCUUCAGGAUAUUUUCUUUUUUUACCUUUUGCAAUUCACAUGCUCAUGUCAUUCCCUGUUAUUCACUAGCAUCAGUUCUGUCAAGCGCACAGAAGACGGCGAUACAUCAUAAACAAUGCAAAUGUGUCAUUUAACUCAGUCGCACCAUUGGCCACUGGUUUUAUCUCAUCACACAGCAAGCUCCAAGAUCUAAUUCCCAAAAAUCAAACCAAGAAAGAUAACAACCUCAAGCGUACCAUGAAUGCGCUAUGCUAUUUUUGCCCGUUUUUGUUCAUUUUUCUGGAUGGGGAUUGUUCUAACUGUCACUCAUAGCGGAGUCUAUGUGCCAAAUACCUCUUCAUGAAUCGCUCCACCGUCAACGUCCGCACGGGCUACUUAGCGUGCGUUACAAAUACGGGUUUCUACAGGGUAACCACUGCUGUGGAGUCCCCUUUUAAUGAACAAGCUUUGAUGCACAGAAGACCGUUGUGUUUCUGUUUCUCGUCCAACCAUCCGUGUUCACAUAGUUGCACCACGAACGCUGUAGUAAAGUCACGUUUUGCCACUUUUUGCAUGUUGUGUUUUGUCAGCGUAGUUUGUAUUAGACACUUUGAAGCAAUAUAGGCUAUGAAAUAGAACUUUGGACAAAUGUAUUUUUUCUAAUACGAGCAAAGGUACUUAAACAUCUCUGGAUCUGUGGUAUUUUAGACUGAGAUCUGUUUGUUUCUCUUAUUGGUGGAAGAUCCAUAAAGUUUCCCACAUUUUUUUUUUUUGUAAGUUGUGAGCUCCCUCUUUGUUUAUUCUCGUGAGAAGCAAUAUAUGUCUGAACGUGCGUGCGAGAGCGUGCGCACAAGCAAAUAUGUGUGUAUCUGUGCUAUGUAAUGUUUGCUGAAGGUCAAACCCCAGACAAGGCUUUAAAAGUUAAGAUGCAGCAGGGUCAGAUGGUGAAUUGUAAGUGAGAUCUUACGUUUUACCAGGAUUUAAAAUGUUUUAUGUAGCACUGAGUUUGAACCCCUCGAUGAGGCUGUACAAGCAUGACACAAUAGAAACAUUUCAAUUAGAUUUAUGCAAACGCAACAAGGCCUAUGCACUCACAUAUAAACUUUGGUGAAAUUUAUGUUCAGUGGAUUCAACGGCACGUGUCAUGCUAACAGCAUUUUGAUCUUUCAUGCGUUCUUAUUUAUAAAAAUGAGGUUUCUUUCCUAAAGCACAGCUGAUACGUUAUUAAAAGUGAAAUAUGUUUAGAUAAUAGAAGAAAAGAAAAACGUCUUUAGCCAUAAUCGAAUGUCAAGCAAUAAUAUAUAUGGUGUAUUAUUAUUCAUUUUUGUGCAUAGGCUUUGAACAUCUGCAUGUAAAUACAUCUCUUAUUUAUCGCUUUUUCGUUUGUUUGUUUUUGCUUUCUGAUUGUCAUUUUCGUUUAUUUUUCUAUAUUGACUAGUUCUGUUCCCGGGUGGAGAACUACGAACGUCAAAUGGCCUGUAAACUGUACAGCUUCAUUUUUAUCCUCUCUUUUAUCCUCUGCUUUUAAUUCACUCAAUAUUUAAUGUUCUAUUGAUCACAUGUAUAAAAGUAACUUUGUAACUUCUGUCUGUAUAGGUAAGAAGAAAAUACUGCUAUUAAGACCUGCUCAGCGCAAAUAUUUAUCUGUUUAUCAGACACAUCAUGCUGUACAAUAUCUCUGUUUUUAGUACAGUUCUCUCUUUUAGACUUAGUUCGAUUAGCGCUAGGGUGUGCUGACAUGACUUUUUGUGUUAUACUGAUGUGUGGUGCUAGGUAAGUUACUUUUGUGAACAAAAAUUACGGAUUCAUAGAUUAGGCCACCCUCUUAGUCCAUUCAUUUCGCUGAGUAUUGAUGCAUUAUUGAUAUUAGGACUCGGUGAAUAAUUAUAAGAAUAAUGAUAAUGAUAACAAAUAAAGUUAACAAUAGGUGGUAAAUUUACUUUUGAAUACCCAGCAAGUACCUGUAUCAGUGUGCUUGUCUUGGGACGCGGCUUGUUUCCUUCUCACUUUUAAGAUUAUUAGCAAAAGCAGUAUGGGCUAAGUAAAUCUCUAUUAAACGCGUUUCUGAAUCUUUGCGAUGAAGAAGGUUGUUCAUGCUUAAAAAGGCAGUAUUGUGUUUAUUUUUCAUAGCUCAAAACGGUACAUUUGGUAUCAGGAGCUGGAAGGACUUUGGAUACAGCAAAGUACUGGAUCGUCUAUAGCCACUUUUUGGCUUCCUCCAUUUUUGUUCAUUCUUCCCUUUAGUUUUUAAAGACUAGCUUUGUAAGCAUUUAUGUUUCUAUUCAACAUCUGCUUACGCACGUACAGUACACACACAUCGGUUAUGUGUUAUAACAAAUUGUACAGGACAAAGACAGUUGUACGAGGUUCGUGUGAAACUUUCUCUGUGUAGCAAGGCAGAAUAUACUUGCAAUAAUGCAUAGCAAACUACACUGAGUGCCUCUCAGUGGUACAGGAUGCAGAAACUAUAUUCGUAUGUUGUUGUUUUCACUGUUCUUGUACUCAAAUGACUGUGUUUAAACAUGUAGGUGACUUCUGUCUUGUGUUACCAACCUUUCUUUUCAUUGGCUGUCUUUUUAUGUAAAUUAGAUUUCACGUUUGUUUAUAGCCAUGGAAGCAGCAUUUUAUUGUCUCCUGUGGUGUCCUGUAUUUCUUACCGACAGUGCUCUGUCGAAACUGUCUGUCUCAGAUGUUUUUGCUUUUCCUUCGAACAGCAGUUGAAACGUGGUUAUGGGACAUGCAUUUUUUUUUAUCCAGUCAGUUGCACCCUGGUUGGAUGUAUCUGCUUAAAAAUGAAUGGCAGAGCCCUGUUUGGAUACCUGCAGAGACAAAAUUACAGACAAUCCACUCUGUGUUAUCCCAUUUUUCCUGCCAAUUAGGUUUAAGUUGAUAAUUACAAAACAAAAUGACUAAUGCAAUGUAUCUUACGUGUUCAUGUGUGUAUGUAAAAUGAUGCAUACUACACAUCUGGAUCUUUUUCCUGUUGUCUGAUAAACGCGAGCUGAAGGGGAGGGCUCAAAGGCUAGAGCGGGCCGGGUUGGAUUUCGCUUCUCACGGGCAGCAUCAACUGCAGGAAAAAAAGCAGUGAACAGUUUGCGGUUGUCACAUAUUUUUACGUCACAUGUUUGCUACUGAUCUUAAAAUGGGGAUGGUCGAUCAUGUAUCUUUCUAUUCAGCUCUUUGGAACUCUCUUUAGGAGACAGUAUCUUAAUAGUGGUUUUACUCCUUCUGUUUGUCUGAUUCUUAAAUAUGAAAAUAAGUAUUUUGAUUCAUUUUGUAAAUACCGCUGUAAAGAAAAAUAAGAAAUUUAAUGUUGUCUUUUAAAUACUUUUCAUUCUAAUAUGAAUGUUGUUAUAUUGUACUUAGAAACUGUACCUUUAAUAUUAUCUUUAUUAAAAGUGCAUUGGACACAUCGAUUUUAGAUGUGCUUUAUGUGCUGUUAUCCCAUAAUAAAAUUUACCGCUUGUAAUGAGCUCUUA